AUGUUGUGGCUCGCUAAGGCUACCCUAGGAGCCAAUACAAGCUUGCUAUGGAGUGCACUAGGAGCUUAUGAACUCUAUAAGAUUGCUCAAAAGGAAUUGGACAUUGAGGCUGAGAAGAAAAACUGUUCCGUGCCACACCAGAGAGCUAAUCUGACCACGCCUCCAGGAUUCUCCAUUAAAUCUUCGUCACUUCCGGGAGCAGGAAUGGGUGCAAUGGCGCGGACCUUUGUUCUGAAGUUCACGAUCCUCGGUGUUUAUGAAGGACUUAUUCACACUGUAGACAAGAAGGACGAAUUUUAUUCAUGGCAGGAGUAUGCUCAUAUGUCUCAUUUGAUUCGGUACGCAAGAUCAUGCUCUAUCUAUGAACAAUGUCUAAAACGAGAAGUUGAUCUCAACGGUUCAUUUGCAUUUCGUGCCAAUGUUUUGACAUUUGACGACAAUGAAAGUCUCAUUUUUGAUAAUUGGACUCCUGUGACGUAUCAGAACUGGAAUCCUAACGACGAGGGCGAGACAGCAGUUGACCCAAUCUUUGGUCUCCUUUUGACUUAUCAUAACGACGGUAGGUGGCGCUGGGUGACGUACUAUACAGGAGAAGACGGACUAGUACUUCCCUUUAUUUGUGAGGAUUCUCCAUUUCAUUUGUAG
Saccostrea cuccullata (small rock oyster) is the source of this 645-nucleotide messenger RNA. RefSeq lists its product as uncharacterized. The record is from RefSeq and is a predicted model, not a curated record. The transcript is spliced from 5 exons. NCBI's taxonomy places the organism in Eukaryota, Metazoa, Mollusca, Bivalvia, Ostreida, Ostreidae. The coding region runs from base 1 to 645 and encodes 214 amino acids.